Messenger RNA from Symsagittifera roscoffensis, 1272 nucleotides. RefSeq lists its product as uncharacterized. NCBI's taxonomy places the organism in Eukaryota, Metazoa, Xenacoelomorpha, Acoela, Convolutidae. The transcript has 5 exons. The record is from RefSeq and is a predicted model, not a curated record. The coding region runs from base 1 to 1272 and encodes 423 amino acids.
AUGCGUGAUGUUACGCUAAAAUUAGAAAUUUUAAAAGAAGCGGAAGUGAAAAAGGGCCAAUUCAAGGGUACUCACAGCCAGGUGGAGGUCAUUACCCUCCCCUACCACCUCGUCAAGGUUACUCGGGUAAUCCACAAGGACAAUAUCAAGGACCCCCGCAAUGCAGCUCAUCGAGACAGAAUAACACGCGACGAAGUUAUCAAGAAGAGGGAACGCCUCAAGGUCAACGGGGUCAAGGACGUUCGAGAAGCCAUGAAGAGAAUGAGCAAAGGAGGGCCAGGUACCCACAGCCAGGUGGAGGUCAUUACCCUCCCCUACCACCUCGUCAAGGGUACUCGGGUAAUCCACAAGGACAAUAUCAAGGACCUCCACAAGGUAGCUCAUCGAGACAGGAUAACACGCGACGAAGUUAUCAAGAAGAGGGAACGUCUCAAGGUCAACGGGGUCAAGGACGUUCGAGAAGCCAUGAAGAGAAUGAGCAAAGGAGGGCCAGGUACCCACAGCCAGGUGGAGGUCAUUACCCUCCCCUACCACCUCGUCAAGGGUACUCGGGUAACCCACAAGGACAAUAUCAAGGACCUCCACAAGGUAGCUCAUCGAGACAGGAUAACACACGACGAAGUUAUCAAGAAGAGGGAACGUCUCAAGGUCAACGGGGUCAAGGACGUUCGAGAAGCCAUGAAGAGAAUGAGCAAAGGAGGGCCAGGAGGAUACCAACAACAUCAACAAGGCUACCCCGGACAACAGUAUGCACCGCCUCCUCCACCCGGAUAUCAAGGUCCACCUCCCCCUCCCGGGCCCUACGGACACCAACAAGGCGGGUACCCUCCAAAUCAAGCGCCUCCUGCACCGCCAUAUCAAAGAAACAGCUACCCUCAAGUUGGUCCUACUCAGGGCAACAUGUACCCACCUCGUCAAGCUAGCAGGCCCAAAAUAUCACAAAACUAUCCGCAAGCGCCUCCUCAGCCCCGUAGUGACCAACAAAAUCAUUACGAAAAUCAACAAGCCCAAGAACUACCCUCAAAAGCAGGUAAUAUUGGGUGGAAUGCAGAUACAGAAAAAGAAACAGAAAAUGAUCCAGAAAACAAAGUUCAGUGUGAAAAGCGAAAAGAUGAAGCGCCUGCAAAAGCACAAUCAGCUGGUCUUCAAAAAAAUACUCCCAAGAAAACACCGGCUAAACAAAUGAGCAAAGCAGCUUCAAGUCCGCAUAUAAGCCAACCCAGUAAAACCUCUGCUGGCAAAAUAGCAAAGAAUGACCUCAAAAAGAACUGA